Chenopodium quinoa (quinoa) is the source of this 3330-nucleotide messenger RNA. RefSeq lists its product as uncharacterized. The record is from RefSeq and is a predicted model, not a curated record. Lineage: Eukaryota; Viridiplantae; Streptophyta; Magnoliopsida; Caryophyllales; Amaranthaceae. The coding region runs from base 200 to 3046 and encodes 948 amino acids. The transcript has 25 exons.
UGCACCCCAUAUGUGAGUAUUGAUAACCCAAGCUCGAGCCAUCCAGCACCCUCCUCCUCGAUCACGACGCAAAUCACACUCUCUCCCUACUUCAACUCCAGAAAAUCACCCCUUGAUUUCCGCCAUUGAAAUUCUCUCUCUUUCCUUCCAUCAAUUCGAUACUCCAUUGAUUUAGUCAAGCUCUUCUGCUGCCACAACAAUGGCGGCCGAAGGAUCUAUCCUGCUUCACCAUCUCCGCUUUCCGAAGCUCUCUCGUCUUUCCGUCUUUGUUUUCUUUCUUCUACUGGUUUUUGCUCCUGGAUCACAUGAGUCUCCAACGCAUCGUAAACGCGGAAUGUCAUCUGUCUUUUCUUUGUUCAAUCUCAAAGAGAAGAGCAGAUUUUGGACUGAGUCUGUCAUACAUGGUGAUUUUGAUGAAUUGGAAUCUUCCAGUGGAAAGAGUGGAGCCUUAAACUACUCCAAGGCAGGGAAUAUUGCUACAUAUUUGAAGCUUCAGGAAAUUGAUUCUAUGCAUUUUCCAGUUCCCGUGAAUUUCAUUUUUAUUGGAUUUGAAGGAAGUGGAAACCAAGCAUUUUCACUGCAACCUGAAGAACUUGAGAGAUGGUUUACAAAAAUCGAUCAUAUUUUUGAACACACUCGGGUCCCACAGAUUGAAGAAGUGCUGAACCCAUUCUACACGAUCAACAUUGACAAAGGAAAUCAUCAUUUUCCUACACUAAGUCAUGUGAACUACAAUUUCUCUGUUCAUGCUAUACAAAUGAAUGAAAAAGUUACUUCCGUUUUUGAGCGUGCUAUUGCUGUGCUGUCUCGGAAGGAUGAUGUUUCAGGGACUGGGGAAAAUAAAGAUGUUUUGUGGCAAGUGGACCUGGAUAUGAUGGAAGGGAUUUAUGAUAGCCUCAUUGAGUACUUGCAACUUGGAAAUGCUUAUAACAUUUUUGUUUUGAACCCGAAGCAUCGUACUAAUAUAACUAACUAUGGCUACAGGAGAGGAUUGUCUGAGUCUGAGAUAAAUUUUCUUAGAGAGAAUACAACCUUGCAAGCUAUAGUGCGUGAAUCAAAGAUCGUUCCUGAGAGUACUCUUGCUAUUGAAAAGAUUCAAAGACCUCUGUAUGAAAAGCACCCGAUGGCUAAGUUUGCAUGGACGUUAACUGAAGAAACUGAUACGGUGGAGUGGUCUAAUAGAUGCUCAGAAGCUCUAGAUAGUAUUGAAGAACUAUAUAAAGGAAAGGAUAUAGAUUAUGUUAUUCAGAACAAAGUUUUGCAGGUGUUGAAUGGGAAAAGCAGAGAUCUAAAGCUUGCAUUACAGAAAGAGCUUAAAUCUGGGGAUCUCAGGAACCUCCAUGCUGAAUGUUUAACUGAUACAUGGAUAGGAAAAGAUAGAUGGGCAUUUAUUGAUCUUAGUGCUGGUCCUUUUACUUGGGGUCCUGCUGUCGGAGGGCAAGGUGUUCGCACAGAGGAAAGUUUGCCAAAUGUAACAAAAACAAUGGGUGCAGUUGCAGAAAUUUCAGAGGAGGAAGCUGAAGAUCGUCUUCAAGAUGCAAUUCAAGAAAGAUUUGCUGUUUUUGGGGACAGAGAACAUGAGGCCAUUGAUAUCCUUCUAGCAGAAAUUGAUAUCUAUGAGCUUUUUUCUUUUAAACAUUGCAAGGGAAGGAGAGUUAAACUUGCUCUUUGUGAAGAACUCGACGAGAGAAUGCAGGAACUAACAAAUGAGCUUCAGUCUAUGGAAGGUGAAGAAAAUGAUGAAAAUCGCAGGACAAAGGCGGUGGAUGCGUUAAAGCGAAUGGAGAGUUGGAAUCUUUUCCGUGAUAAUGAUGUGGAGUCCCAUAAUUACACUGUUGCGCGUGAUACUUUUCUGGCACACUUAGGUUCAAUUUUUUGGGGAUCAAUGAGGCACAUUAUAGCUCCUUCUGUGGCUGACGGACGUUUCCAUUACUAUGAGCAGAUAUCUUAUCAGCUAUAUUUCAUCACUCAAGAUAAAGUCAGGAACGUUAAGCAGCUACCUGUGGAUCUAAAGGCUAUAAUGGAUGGGCUUUCUUCUUUGCUUUUGCCUUCUCAAAAGGUGAUGUUCAGCCAGCAUAUGUUGGUGCUUUCAGAUGAUCCUGCUUUGGCUAUGGCUUUCUCUGUGUCUCGGCGAGCAGCUGCCGUGCCAAUGUUAUUUGUGAAUGGAACCUAUAGAAAAACUGUCUCCAAUUAUCUCGAUUCCUCUAUUCUUCAACAUCAGUUGCAGAGGAUGAAUGAUCAUAAUACACUAAAAGGAAUGCAUGCUAAUAGCAGGUUGACACUAGAGGUUCCAAUUUUCUGGUUUAUCCAUGGCGAUUCAUUGCUGGUUGACAAAUAUUAUCAGGCAAAAGCGCUUUCUGAUAUGCUCAUUGUUGUUCAGUCUGAGACCUCUUCCUGGGAUAGCCAUUUGCAGUGCAAUGGGCAUUCAAUUCGUUGGGAUUUAAGGAGGCCCGUUAAAGCUGCAAUUGCUGCUGCUUCUGAACAUUUAGCUGGUUUGCUACCUCAUCAUCUCGUCUAUAGUCAUGCCCAUGAAACUGCUAUUGAGGAUUGGUUAUGGUCCAUGGGAUGCAACCCUCUUUCGAUCACUUCUCAAGGGUGGAGAAUCUCUCAAUUUCACUUGGAUACCAUAGCCAGGAGCUAUAUUAUCACAAGUCUUGAAGAAUCUAUCCAGCUUGUGAACUCAGCUAUUCACCGUCUGGCCUUUGAACAGACUACUCAAAAAUCGUUCAAACUUUUUCAGUCCCAGGAGCGGGAGUUGGUGAAUAAGUAUAAUUUUGCUGUUGGCUUGUGGAAAAGAAUUGCUACUGUUACAGGAGAGUUGCGUUACACUGAUGCAUUAAAGCUUCUGAACACCUUGGACGACGCAUCAAGAGGAUUUGCGGAGAAAGUGAAUACUACUGUGUCGUUGCUCCAUCCAAUACACUGCACAAGAGACCAGAAGGUUGAGGUUGUGUUUGACGUGACAACUAUUCCUGCUUUCUUUGUUGUCUUCCUUAUCCUUUGGUUUGUUCUAAAACCAAAGCGCUCAAAGCCGAAGAUCAACUAAUUUAUGUAGCAGCAUAGUUUGGGGGGAAUUUAUCUUUGGUAGUUAUAGAAACCGUGUUGUUUAUACAGAAUUUUGUAGAGCAGCAAUGAAUGAAAAUGUAUGUAAAAAAAAAAUUGUCUAGAACAUUUUCUUUCUUAAUUUAUGAAUGCAGCAGCUCCAUUUUUUCCUUGAGGAACUUCCUGUUGUCAAGCACAAUUGGAAAAAAAGGAAAAACAAAAAAAAUUAGUGCAGUAUACUAAAUACUCAAUUCUACAGUCUUACUAUUGUGUUCUCUUUAGGUGAAA